AUCACAGCGCUGGGAUGGGGAGUGGGCACAUGCUCAGACACCAGCCAGGCCUGUCCCUGGAAGCCCCCUCACUCUGCGCCCUAUGUCUCCAGCUGGCAUGCUGUCAUCGUGGAUGGACACAGUGUGGAGGAGCUGUGUAAGGCCUUUGGGCAGGCCAAGCACCAGCCGACAGCCAUCAUUGCCAAGACCUUCAAGGGUCGAGGAAUUACGGGGGUAGAAGAUAAAGAGUCUUGGCAUGGAAAGCCCCUCCCCAAAAACAUGGCUGAACAGACCAUCCAGGAGAUCUACAGCUUGAUCCAAAGCAAAAAGAAGAUCUUGGCGACACCCCCUCAGGAGGAUGCCCCCUCGGUGGACAUCGCCAAUAUCCGCAUGCCCACCCCACCCAGCUACAAAGUUGGGGACAAGAUAGCCACCCGUAAGGCCUACGGGCAGGCCCUGGCCAAGCUGGGCCAUGCCAGCGACCGCGUCAUUGCCCUGGAUGGGGACACCAAGAAUUCCACCUUCUCGGAGCUCUUCAAAAAGGAACACCCAGACCGCUUCAUCGAGUGCUACAUUGCUGAGCAGAACAUGGUGAGCAUUGCCGUGGGCUGCGCCACGCGCAAUAGGACGGUGCCCUUCUGCAGCACGUUCGCGGCUUUCUACACACGGGCUUUUGAUCAGAUUCGCAUGGCGGCCAUCUCCGAGAGCAACAUCAACCUCUGCGGCUCCCACUGCGGCGUGUCCAUUGGGGAAGAUGGGCCCUCUCAGAUGGCCCUGGAGGAUCUGGCCAUGUUUCGGUCUGUUCCCAUGUGCACUGUCUUUUACCCAAGUGAUGGAAUUGCUACAGAGAAGGCGGUGGAACUAGCAGCCAAUACAAAGGGCAUCUGCUUCAUCCGGACCAGCCGUCCAGAAAAUGCCAUCAUCUAUAACAACAAUGAGGAUUUCCAGGUCGGGCAAGCCAAGGUGGUCUUGAAAAGCAAGGAUGACCAGGUGACUGUGAUCGGGGCCGGGGUAACCCUGCAUGAAGCUUUGGCUGCUGCUGAGCUGCUGAAGAAAGAAAAGAUCAGCAUCCGAGUACUGGACCUGUUCACCAUCAAGCCCCUAGACAGAAAGCUCAUUCUUGACAGUGCUCGUGCCACCAAGGGCAGGAUCCUUACGGUGGAGGACCACUAUAAAGAAGGUGGCAUAGGCGAGGCAGUGUCCGCUGCAGUCGUGGGUGAGCCUGGCGUCACUGUCACCCGCCUUGCUGUUAACAAUGUACCAAGAAGCGGGAAGCCAGCCGAGCUGCUGAAGAUGUUUGGUAUUGACAAGGAUGCCAUUGUACAAGCUGUGAAGGGCCUGGUCAGCAAGGCCUAGGGAAGCCCAGGGAGCAAGGGGUGGGGGUCCUACACAUUCCUGAGAGAAUCUGGCAAAGGUGCUUAAAGAUGUACUGAGAAGAAGAGGUGAAUAUAUGUUUUGAGAAAAAUGAA
Carlito syrichta (Philippine tarsier) is the source of this 1448-nucleotide messenger RNA. It is a transcript of the gene TKT, whose product is annotated as transketolase. The transcript is spliced from 9 exons. The annotation marks the transcript as partial. The record is from RefSeq and is a predicted model, not a curated record. Gene Ontology annotation, biological process: ribose phosphate biosynthetic process; pentose-phosphate shunt, non-oxidative branch. NCBI's taxonomy places the organism in Eukaryota, Metazoa, Chordata, Mammalia, Primates, Tarsiidae. Gene Ontology annotation, molecular function: thiamine pyrophosphate binding; transketolase activity. Gene Ontology annotation, cellular component: extracellular exosome; endoplasmic reticulum membrane.